CAACGAAAUGCUCAGCCCGAGAGCCGCACCAAGAUGCUGGAUGGACGCCUCUCCCUGGGAUGGCUGUCACUGGCGCUCCUAGUCCUCCUCUCCGGCGGACCCACCGCUGCCUACUUCGGGCUGACAGGGAAUGAACCUUUGACAAUUCUCUCUCUGACCUCAGAACCAGAGGGAGCGGCAGAGAAAGCCCACUACAAAAUCUGUGACCGCCUCAAACUUGAGCGCAAGCAACGCAGGAUGUGCCGGAGAGACCCGGGGGUAGCGGAGACCCUCUUGGAGGCGAUUAGCAUGAGCGCUCAAGAGUGCGAGUACCAAUUCCACUUCGAGCGCUGGAACUGUACUUUGGAGGGACGAUACAGGGACAGCCUACUUAAUCGAGGGUUUAAGGAAACAGCCUUCCUCUACGCCAUCUCCUCAGCAGGGCUGACGCACGCCAUGGCGAAGGCGUGCAGCGCGGGCAGGAUGGAGCGCUGUACGUGCGACGAGGCGCCAGACCUAGAGAACAGGGAGGCCUGGCAGUGGGGAGGCUGCGGGGACAACCUGAAAUACAGCAACAAGUUUGUAAAGGAGUUUCUGGGGAAAAAGUCUGACCGGGACCUCCGAGCCCGCGUGGAUUUACAUAAUACCAACGUGGGCAUUAAGGUGAUUAAAGCUGGAGUGAAGACCACUUGCAAAUGCCACGGGGUUUCCGGAUCCUGUACAGUCCGCACCUGCUGGAGACAACUUUCACCUUUUCACGAAAUUGGAAAGCAGCUGAAGCAAAAAUACGAAACUUCUCUCAAAGUAGGAAGCACCACCAAUGAAGCGACUGGUGAAGGGGACAUUUCUCCACCUAAAAAGCCAGUUUCUGGUCACAGUGACCAAAUUCCAAGGACUACGGACCUUAUCUACAUUGAUGACUCUCCGAGCUUCUGUCGGAUGAGCAGGUUUUCUCCCGGCACGGCGGGGAGGAGGUGUUACAAAGACAAAAAUUGUGAGAGCAUUUGCUGUGGUCGGGGACAUAAUACUCAGAGCAAGGUGGUGACGAGGCCUUGCCAGUGUCAGGUCCGCUGGUGCUGCUAUGUGGAAUGUAAACAGUGCACACAGAGAGAGGAGGUGUACACCUGUAAAGACUAACCUGCUCUCUCCUUUGUUCAUGAACAGAUUAAGGAGACCAUCAUAGGAUUUGAAUACAAACAGGGUUUGGUUGGCAAAAUUGGAUGGAGACCUGAAUUUUGUUAGCACUUUUUUGGGUGUACUCGCCCAACUGUGUUUUUCAUGAUCUGAAUUUCAUAGGGUGGAGGAGGAUUUUUAUUUUUUUGAGAAUUAUCUAUUCGUUCCUAUUUAAAUAGUGGACAUUCCAAGUCAUUUUUCCACACGGUCAUCUCUUGGUCCUUUAUGUUCUCGCCUGCCUCUCAACAUCAAAACGUUAUGAUGAGUCUAACAAGAUACUCCUGGACCAGUGACUAGAGGCAAGAGUAGCAUGCAUUAGGACAGACGAAAAAAAGAAAAGAAAACGGAGUAACUGGAUGAGAAGGGAAGCAUUCUACCUUCCAGUUUUUAAAUGUUUUAAAAAAAAAAUGCAGGUGCAGCCAGUAGGCCACAGUUGAUGGUCCCUGCUUUGACGUCUUGGUGUUUUUUUAAAAACAUUGCAAAACCAAACAACUUUGGUCUCGUACAAACGCUAUUUUAUAAUCUAUUUUAUGAAUUGAUGUUGCACCAUCACAGAUGUAAGGUCAAUGUACUCUUUAGGGUACAAAGUCAACCAAAUCCAGAUGCCUUUUUAGCACUAUCACUGUCUUAAAGAAAAACCACUAGAAAAAAAUGUAUUUUUCCUUUUUUGUAUAAAUAUAUAGUUUUCCUGAAUUUAAAAAAAAAAGAAAAAAAAAAAACCCUGUGGAGGUUCAUGUUAAAGUUCUUCAGGGACUAAACUACGUAAUAAUCGGCGAACAAAGUCACUGACAAAUGGUUUGCUCAGCAUUUUAAAUGAGUCCUAGGUAGGACAGUGGUGCCCAGCUCAUAGCCAGUCAACACAACUUGCCCUUCUCAGUUUUGUGACGUAGCUGGUAAAGGUGUCUAUCCGGUUCAGGUCUCUGAUCAUCUAGGCGCCCAUGCCUCCUUUCACAGGAUUUAGUUUUUAAGGAAUCCAAAGGGCCUUUCGAGGGUUAUCCAAAGGGCCUUUCGAGGGUUGUCCAAAGGGCCUUUCGAGGGUUGUCCAAAGGGCCUUUCGAGGGUUAUCCAAAGGGCCUUUCGAGGGUUGUCCAAAGGGCCUUUCGAGGGUUGUCCAAAGGGCCUUUUUGAGGUUGUCCAAGGGGCCUUUUUGACGUUGUCCAAGGGGCCUUUUUGACGUUGUCCAAGGGGCCUUUUUGACGUUGUCCAAGGGGCCUUUUUGACGUUGUCCAAGGGGCCUUUUUGACGUUGUCUUGCUGAUCAUUGUCAAUGGUCUAAAAUUUUUACCCAAACCCGAAAGAUGCAUAAAUGGUGAUAUCCUCCACUUUGGCGAUACCUCCUUGCUUCUUGCUAUGCCUACAGGACAUAAAGUUGAGGUAAAAUCCCCUCAAUAGGACACAGAUGGCA
Rana temporaria (common frog) is the source of this 2556-nucleotide messenger RNA. It is a transcript of the gene WNT9A, whose product is annotated as Wnt family member 9A. Gene Ontology annotation, cellular component: extracellular region. NCBI's taxonomy places the organism in Eukaryota, Metazoa, Chordata, Amphibia, Anura, Ranidae. Gene Ontology annotation, biological process: canonical Wnt signaling pathway; neuron differentiation; cell fate commitment. Bases 34 to 1116 code for a protein of 360 amino acids. The record is from RefSeq and is a predicted model, not a curated record. Gene Ontology annotation, molecular function: frizzled binding; cytokine activity. The transcript is spliced from 4 exons.